UACUAACUAACUAACUAACCAAUUUAGCUGUUUGAGCUUCAAGACGCACAUCACACCUCUCAUUCAGCUUAUCGGAUGAUUCAAAUGAAGAUAAUGUUGAUGAUGAUGAUCGAUUCGAUGAAUUCUAAUUAUUAUUCAAUUAUCAAUUAAUUACUAUUAUUAUUUUUUAACCAAUUUUCAACCAUGGGCAAGGGCCCCUUCUCCUUUCGCCGCUCCGCCUCUCGCCGCCGUCAGAGGAAGAUCGUCAUUCCGUCCGAGUCUCCUCCCCAGCCGCUUUUGUCGCCGCUCGGCAGCGCCAUGAUCGCCGGUGGCGGUGCCAUUUCCAUGACGAAGGUCAAGAAGAAGGCCGGCGGGGCGAGGCUGUGGAUGCGGUUUGACCGGACAGGGCGGACGGAGCUGGUGGAACUUGACAAAAACGCCAUCAUCCGCCAUGCCGCAAUUCCCGCCAGAGAUCUCAGAAUCUUGGGCCCUGUUUUCUCCCAGUCCUCCCAUAUUCUUGCUAGAGAGAAAGCAAUGGUUGUUAAUUUGGAGUUUAUAAAGGCUAUAGUCACAGCUGAAGACGUGCUAUUGCUUGAUCCUCUACGCCGCGAGGUUCAUCCAUUUGUUGAACAUCUCAGGCAACAACUUCGACAUAAAUAUCAACCUAAACUUAGUGGGCCUGCAGGUGAACAAGAAAGCGAAAUGCAGGUUUCGGAUGGCAGACAAUGGUUGCCAGUGCCAGAGUCUACUGAAGGGUUGCAAUCUGAGCUUCCAUUUGAGUUUCAGGUUUUGGAGAUUGCUUUAGAAGUUGUGUGUACCUCCCUGGAAUCAAGUGUGGAAGACCUCGAGAGAGAUGCUUACCCUGUAUUAGAUGAUUUGGCAAGAAAUGUUAGUACCAAGAAUCUUGAACAUGUGCGAAGUUUGAAGAGCAAUGUUACUCGUUUGCUGGCACAAGUGCAGAAGGUACGAGAUGAAAUUGAACAUCUGUUAGAUGACAAUGAAGACAUGGCGCAACUAUAUUUGACAAGGAAGUGGCUGCAGAAUCAGCAACUUGAUGCUCAUGUUGGGGCCACACCCUCAAACCACCCUGCUAGUAUCCGUCAAAUUGGUUCUAAAAGAAGUGGAAGUCUGGUAAACUUCACCUUUGGAGAAGAGAAUGACGUGGAGGAUUUAGAGAUGUUACUUGAGGCAUAUUUUAUGCAGUUGGAUGGAAGUCGCAACAAGAUAUUGUCGGUUAGGGAGUAUAUCGAUGACACAGAAGACUAUGUCAACAUCCAACUUGAUAAUCACAGAAACGAACUUAUUCAGCUGCAAUUGACAUUGAUCAUUGCCUCAUUUGCAAUUUCUAUUGAAAAUUUGUUGGCCGGUACAUUUGGUAUGAACAUUCCUUGUUCACUAUAUGAAGUACAAGGACUAUUUUGGCCCUUUGUUUGCACCACUAAUGCUGGUUCAUUAAUCCUUUUCUUGCUUAUAAUGGCAUAUGCAAGAUCCAUAAAAUUGCUUGGGCCAUAAUUGUAAAUUUGAUACCCAUCGUUGGUUUGUUGUUACAAUUGGCCAUACGAAUCUCACAAAUCAAUGAUACGAAGUACAAUAUAAUUUGCCUUGUGAAGUUUGUAAUUUUAUUUGAUACAAGUUUUGUUAGUUGGUGUUUUCGGAUGUUCCAAACUUCCAACAUUGAUCGACACUGUAUUAUAGGGAAUGGAUUCUU
This is a messenger RNA of Arachis ipaensis, 1687 nucleotides long. Its product is annotated as magnesium transporter MRS2-4-like. Gene Ontology annotation, molecular function: magnesium ion transmembrane transporter activity. The record is from RefSeq and is a predicted model, not a curated record. Lineage: Eukaryota; Viridiplantae; Streptophyta; Magnoliopsida; Fabales; Fabaceae. Gene Ontology annotation, biological process: magnesium ion transport.